Messenger RNA from Apaloderma vittatum (bar-tailed trogon), 524 nucleotides. Its product is annotated as ras-related protein Rab-18-B-like. The record is from RefSeq and is a predicted model, not a curated record. Lineage: Eukaryota; Metazoa; Chordata; Aves; Trogoniformes; Trogonidae. Gene Ontology annotation, molecular function: GTP binding; GTPase activity. The coding region runs from base 51 to 524 and encodes 157 amino acids. The transcript is spliced from 5 exons.
GACAAACCUUCCCUUCUUCCGUCUUAGCUGUUGAUUUUAAAGUGAAGAAGAUGGUGGUGGACGGCCAUGCAGUACAGCUUGCCAUAUGGGACACAGCAGGACAGGAGCGUUUUAGAACACUGACUCCCAGUUACUACCGAGGAGCUCAAGGUGUUGUUUUAGUGUAUGAUGUUACAAGAAAAGACACUUUCUCAGGACUAGAGAGCUGGCUGAAUGAGCUGGAAAUGUAUACCACGAAAAGCAACACGGUGAAGAUGUUAGUUGGCAAUAAAACCGAUAAGCCUGAUCGUGAAGUAGAGAGAAGAGAAGGGCUCCAGUUUGCUAGGAAACACUCACUGCUUUUUAUAGAGACCAGUGCCAAGACACAGGCUGGAGUGCAACAUGCCUUUGAGGAACUAGUCAUAAAGAUCCUGCAGACACCAGGUCUUUGCGAUAAAAGCAUAGAGAAGCGGAGAGUCCAGAUAAUGGAAUCUUCAGCACAGCAGGAUAAAAGCUUAUGUGGUGCAUACUGUCCGCUUUCUUAA